UCUGGGAAGUUUAUUAGAAGUUUUCUGAAGCGUCAUUACCAUCUUCAUAGUCUCCAAAUCUCAUAUCAUCAACAUUGAAAGAGAGAAACCCAAAAUCACAUCUUUUCUGACCCCAUGGGAACCCCAGAGACCUCGCGUGAGCCUUGCCCGGAUCGAAUCCUAGAUGAUAUCGGCGGUGCCUUUGGCAUGGGCGCUGUUGGUGGCUCAGCUUUUCACUUCAUAAAAGGUGUCUAUAACUCCCCCAAGGGCGAGCGAUUGAUCGGUGGCUCCCAGGCGGUGCGCAUGAAUGCUCCACGUGUAGGGGGCAGCUUUGCCGUCUGGGGUGGUCUUUUUUCCGCCUUCGACUGCACCAUGGUCUACAUGCGCCAGAAGGAAGAUCCCUGGAACUCCAUCAUCGCCGGAGCCGCCACUGGUGGCUUCCUCCAGAUGCGUCAGGGGUUAGGUGCGGCGUCGAGGUCCGCUGUGUUUGGUGGGGUAUUGCUUGCUUUGAUUGAAGGAGCUGGGAUCAUGCUCAACAGGGUUCUUAGUGCUCCUCAAAAUUUCCCCCCUAUGGAGGAACCCAUUCCCAAUAUGGCCGGUGCCCCUGGAUUUCCAAUGGGUCAGUUUCCCAAUACGGCUCCAGCGUCUCAUGAGACUCAGACAGAGGAUUCAUCUUCUUCUUCUUGGUUUGGAGGGUUAUUUGGUGGCGGCAAGAAGCAGGAGUCGGGGACGACCGGUGGUGGAGGCAAGACAGAGAUUUUGGAGAGCUUUGAUACGCCGAGCACGCCGAUCCCUUCGUUUGAGUACAAGUGAGCUGAUUGUCCGUGAUUAAUGUAGUGUUGGUCUGCUUUUAAAGGUGAAUUGGUUUAAGCCCGAUAAAGAGUCCAUUGAUUGCGAUUUUGCAGGUGGGACUGAUCAUUGAUGAGGCGUGGAAAUUUGGUUAUGGGCUUGUUUGAAUGGUGGGAACUACAGAAGAUAAAGGAUAACAAUAAGCAUGGAAGAAAGUUUA
Molecule: messenger RNA, 988 nt
Organism: Telopea speciosissima
Lineage: Eukaryota; Viridiplantae; Streptophyta; Magnoliopsida; Proteales; Proteaceae
Product: mitochondrial import inner membrane translocase subunit TIM17-2-like
Exons: 2
Coding region: 115-792 (225 amino acids)
Biological process (GO): protein import into mitochondrial matrix
Cellular component (GO): TIM23 mitochondrial import inner membrane translocase complex; mitochondrial inner membrane
Molecular function (GO): transmembrane protein transporter activity
Source: RefSeq, a predicted model, not a curated record